Molecule: messenger RNA, 3438 nt
Organism: Hordeum vulgare subsp. vulgare (domesticated barley)
Lineage: Eukaryota; Viridiplantae; Streptophyta; Magnoliopsida; Poales; Poaceae
Product: protein argonaute 2-like
Exons: 3
Coding region: 93-3236 (1047 amino acids)
Biological process (GO): regulatory ncRNA-mediated post-transcriptional gene silencing
Cellular component (GO): cytoplasm
Molecular function (GO): RNA binding; protein binding
Source: RefSeq, a predicted model, not a curated record
CUUCGGGCGGAAGCAUCAGAGAAAAUUUUGAUCCAAACUUUCCUUAGCCAUUUGAUCUACGGACUGUGUCGCCGUUAGGGUUUGGCGUGGGCAUGGAUUACGAGCAAGGCGGCGGCGGUGGCCGCGGCCGCGGAAGAUCUCGCGGCGGCGGAGGGCGUGGCGGGGCGCCCGGUGGCUACGGGCCUCAAGGAGGCGGCGGAGGCUACGGAGGAGGCGGUCAAGGCCGGGGCGCUCAGGGAAGCGGUGGAGGGUACGGAGGAGGCGGAGGCGGAGGCUACGGGCCCCAGGGGGGCUUGGAGGGCCGCGGAGGUGGCUACGCGCCUCGCGGCGGAGGUUACGCUCCUCGCGCCGGACGAGGCUAUGGUCCUCAGGGAGGCGGCGAGGGCCGCGGAGGCGGCUACGGCGGAGGCGGGCCGGGAGGGCGUGGUCCUGGCGGUGGUGGGCGGGGGUACGGCCCCGGCGGUGGGCGUGGUGGGAACGCCUGGGCGCAGCCUGGCAGAGGGCCCGCCGGAGGACCCGGGGAUUACGCCCCGGUGAGGGCGCCGGCGCCGGCACCAGCGUCUGCGGCAAGGAGGGUUGGGUCCGAGGAGGCGGGGGGCUCAUCUGGAUCCGUCGAACGGAUCAGCUCCAAAGAAGUGGCAAAAUUAGAACCAUUAGCCCCCCCAGUUGCUGCGUCUCCCAAUGGCAUACGGGUGCCAAUGCGGAGACCUGAUGAUGGUGGAUCAUUAUGUCAAGCCAGGGUCCAGCUUUUGGUAAACCACUUCAUAGUCAAGUACCCAAAGUUGUCAACCUUUUUUCACUAUGACAUAGAUAUCAAGUUCGAUCCAGCGUCUUCAAAGGUUUCUGGCAAGGAGCUGUCCAAUGCAGAUUUUCUUUCUGCAAAGGCUGAGCUUUUCAAGGAUGACAGCUUUCGGCAGCUUUCAUCAGCUGUUGCUUAUGAUGGAAAGAGAAACCUAUUUACUGCUGCACAACUGCCAGAAGGUUUAUUCCGUGUCAGAGUUCAUUCAAAGACCUACAUUGUGUCAGUAGAGUUUAAGAAGCAGCUUCCUUUAAGCCAAAUCUCAGAGUUGCCUGUGGCUAGGGAGAUCUUACAGGGUCUUGAUGUCAUUGUGCGCGAGGCUUCUACCUGGCGCAAGAUUAUACUUGGUCAUGGAUUUUACUCACCAGACAGCAAAGUGGAUAUGGGGUCAGGUGUUGUGUCUAUGAAAGGAACCCAGCAGACCCUUAAACAUACUCAGCAGGGACUGGUCCUAUGUGUCGACUAUUCAGUUAUGCCAUUUCGCAAAGAUGGACCUGUUCUGGAUAUUGUGCGGCAGUUUAUAAAGCCCCUUCCCCUUGACUACAGGACAGCACUGAACAAGACUCAUCGGGAAAAGUUGGUGUAUGAGCUCAAAGGCCAACGUAUUACUGUGUCCCACCGGAAGACUAAGCAGAAGUACACUAUUCAAGGCUUCACUGAUUUGCCAGCCAGCCAGAUCACCUUUUUAGAUUCAGAAUCAGGACAGACAAAGAGACUCGUUGACUAUUUUUCUCAGCAGUAUGGCAAGGUGAUCGAGUAUCAGAUGCUUCCAUGCCUGGAUUUGAGCAAGAGCAGAGAUAAACCAAACUAUGUGCCCAUUGAGCUUUGUAAGCUUGUUGAAGGACAGAGGUAUCCAAUGGCAAAUUUGAACAAGGACACUGAGAGAGCACUGAAAGGCAAGGCUUUAAUCAAGGCAGCUGAGCGAAAGUGGGAGAUUGAGACCGCGGUCAAAGCCGAAGAUGGGCCUUGCAGGGGAGAAAUAGCUCAACAGUUUGGGAUCUCUUUGGAUGUAAAGAUGAUGGAAGUCACCGGCAGGGUCCUUACUCCUCCCUCGCUGACACUCGGCUCCUCCAGAGGAGGUCCUGGCAAUAUCAGUAUCACUCCAUCUAACUGCCAGUGGAACCUCAUGGGGAAGAAACUGGUAGAAGGCAAAGCACUCCAGUGUUGGGGCAUUGUCGACUUCAGUGCACGGCCAUCUCACAACAAGCAGCAACCGCUUGAUGGGAACAUGUUUAUUAACUAUAUCGUCAGGAAGUGCUGUGACCUUGGCAUUCAGAUGAACAAGACAGCAUGUUUUGUGCAUCUAUCAGAAAUGUCAGUGCUAUCGGAUCCACACCAACUGCACGAGGAGCUGAACAAAGCAAAGCAGGCUGCGGUGAAGAAGAACCAGAAGCUGCAACUCCUCUUCUGCCCGAUGUCUGAGCAGCAUCAUGGGUACAAGACACUGAAGCUGAUCUGCGAGACGCAGCUGGGGAUCCAAACCCAGUGUUUCUUGAGCCACCUCGCAAACAAAACCCAGGGCCAGGACCAGUACAUGUCCAAUCUUGCUCUCAAGAUCAACGGCAAGCUCGGGGGCAUCAACACCCAGCUCCAGGACAAGCUCCCACUGGACAACGGUGUUCCUUACAUGUUCAUAGGCGCAGACGUGAACCACCCAUCACCUGGGAAUGGGGAGAGCCCGUCGAUAGCAGCCGUGGUUGCGUCCAUGAAUAGGGGCGCCACCAAGUAUGUGCCUAGAAUCCGUGCCCAGCCGCACCGCUGUGAGGUGAUCAAGAACCUCGGUGAGAUUGUCCAAGAGCUUAUUGGUGUCUUUGAGAAGAAGGCCGGCGUAAAGCCUCAGAGGAUCAUUUACUUCCGUGAUGGCGUGAGUGAUGGGCAGUUCGAGAUGGUCCUUAACGAGGAGCUUGCGGACAUGGAGAACGUGAUCAAGGUGAAGGGCUACUCUCCAACGAUUACCGUUAUUGUGGCCAAGAAGCGGCACCACACGCGGCUGUUCCCCAAGGAGCACAACGAGCCGCUGCAGACGAAGAACGGCAAUGUGCUCCCUGGCACGGUGGUGGACACCAGAAUUGUUGACCCCGUGACGUACGACUUCUACCUGUGCAGCCACAACGGGCUGAUUGGGACCAGCCGGCCGACGCACUACUACAACCUGAUGGACGAGCAUGGCUACGGGUCAGACGACCUGCAGAGGCUGGUGUACAACCUCUGCUUCGUGUUCGCGCGCUGCACCAAGCCCGUGUCGCUGGCGACGCCCGUCUACUACGCCGACCUGGCGGCGUACCGCGGCAGGCUCUACUAUGAGGGCAUGCUGGCGUCCCAGCCCCAGGUGCGCAGCUCGUCGUCGUCAGCCUCCUCCACAGCGGCGGGGGCUUGUGACUUCAGCAACUUCCCGACGCUGCACGUGGAUCUUCAGGACAACAUGUUCUUCAUCUGAUGCCGGCUUCUCACCGGUGCCGCUUAGCGUCUUGGUCCGGUAGAACAUAUAUACAGACUGCUUCAUAUGGUCUGAACUUGGUCCGGUAGAACAUAUAUACAGAUUGCUUCAUAUGGUCUGAACUUGGUCCGGUAGAACACGUACUCCGAACUGUUUCGUAUGGUCUGAACUUUGAACUUGGAACGUAUUGCUGGUUCUGUCA